Aureobasidium subglaciale EXF-2481 is the source of this 2841-nucleotide messenger RNA. RefSeq lists its product as uncharacterized. The record is from RefSeq and is a predicted model, not a curated record. The transcript has 2 exons. Gene Ontology annotation, biological process: glutathione catabolic process; proteolysis. Gene Ontology annotation, molecular function: peptidase activity; protein binding. Lineage: Eukaryota; Fungi; Ascomycota; Dothideomycetes; Dothideales; Saccotheciaceae. The coding region runs from base 1 to 2841 and encodes 946 amino acids.
AUGGCGGCCGCCUUUCGUUAUAGCUCAUCGCUAACGGUGAAUUCAUCGAAUGCAGGCUCAGAAACGGAUGAGCAGCUCCUUCCCCAUCGGCCAUCGUUUCCUCCGUCAAGAGGCAGUUACCAGCAAGAGACGCAGCAACAGCACAACCUUCCCACCUUGUCGCACCGACUCCGCCACGACGCAUCUAUCCUCGCGCUUGCCCUGUCGAACAACGCAGUGUUUGCUGGGACACAACGCGGUGAGAUUCUCGUCUACUCUCUCGACACGUACGAGCGCAUCGCUCUGCUCGAAGCGCACAAGAGCAGCGUCCUCGACCUCUGCAUCUGCGAAGAUGAGAAUUUGCUCUUCUCCAGCGCCGCAGACCGCAUCACGAACGUCUGGGACUUGAAGACGUAUCAACACGUCUACUCGUUAUACUCGCGCUACGAUACCGGCGAUGUCUUUUGCGUCGCAUACUCAUCACUCCUACGCACCGUUUACCUCGGAGCUCAGAACACCAGUAUCCAGUGGUACGACUUGAAAGAGAAGGAUAAGAGACCCAAGCCGAAAAAGAAUGAUCACCCCUCCUUGAGACAAGACCCUUUCUUCGACUCGCGCGGACCUGGUGGAGUGCAGACUCCCAGACCUGCCGAUCACGGUCUUCCUGCUCGUCAUGCUGCUGGAGGUGAAGUCUUGGAGAUUGAUCGGGAUAACAUCAAGCACUUUGCUCACUUUGGCUACGUCUACUGCAUGAUGUUGGCAAAGGGCGUCGUGCCAGACGCGCCUGGCGAUCAGGUCUUGAUCUCUGCUGGUGGAGACGGUGCGAUCAACCUCUGGACCAUGGAUGCCGACCGUGGAGGUGCCGUUGACCUUCUCUACAGUCUUGAUGACGGUAGAGAGGAAGGCCAGUCCAUCCUGUCCAUUGCCAUUGACGGCACCUUUCUCUACUCUGGUCGCACUGGUGGUGAAGUCAACGUCUGGGACCUCGAGACGAGACAGCUUGUCAGAAGCUUGAAGGCACACAGAGACGAUGUCCUAUCUAUCUGCAUAGGAGGCGGAUACAUGUUCUCGGCCGCCGUCACCGGUUACGUCAGAAAAUUCGACCGUCAAUAUCAAUGCGCGAGUAGACUUCACGCUCACGAGGGUCAGAUCUUGACUUCAGCUUUCACUUACUACAAGGGCAAACCCAUGUAUGUUACUGGAGCCAACGAUAACACUGUCGCUGUUUGGGAUGUCAGCGACUGCAUCAUGUCUCCCACGGCCGUCAAGAGAACGACCGACGAACAGAUGUUGGACCAUCUCAAGCGUUUCAUCUCUUAUCGUACUGUUUCUUCCGACCCCAGAUACAAGGCUGACUGUCGUCGUGGUGCUUCCUAUCUCCGCUCCGUCUUUAAGAGCUUCGGUGCUGCUACCGAGAUGUUGCCCACCGAGGACGGCUCAAACCCUGUCAUCCUCGCUCGCUUUAGAGGUAACCCAUCCACUGCAGCCACCAGGAAAAAAGUCCUGUUCUACGGUCACUAUGACGUUGUCGCUGCCGACAACGAGCAAGGCAAAUGGGUCACUGAUCCUUUCGUCAUGGAAGGCAUGGACGGCUACCUCUACGGCAGAGGCACAUCAGACAACAAGGGUCCCAUUAUGGCAGCCAUCUUUGCCUGCGCCGAACUCAUGUCUGAACAAGCUCUGGGCUCAGAUGUCAUCUUCUUAAUCGAAGGUGAGGAAGAAAGUGGUUCGCGUGGAUUUGCAAAGGCUGUCAAGCAGCACAAGUAUAUCAUUGGAGAUGUCGACUGGAUCCUGCUUGCUAACAGUUAUUGGCUGGACGACUCGAUACCCUGCAUCACCUACGGCCUUCGUGGUGUUGUUCAUGCUACUGUUCAAGUGGAAAGUGAUCACCCUGAUCUGCACAGUGGUGUUGACGGAAGCUCACAGCUUGACGAACCUCUAAAAGAUCUUGUCAUGCUCCUUUCCACCCUCACAGGUACUCACGGCAAGAUCAAGAUUCCAAGCUUCUACGACCCCAUCCCAGACUUGAGCAAAGAGGAGGAGAUCCUAUACGAGGACAUUACACAAGCACUAGUUGCAAGAAAUCCUGAUCUUGGUGAUCCUCACGACCUCGCUCUCUCACUGAUGCGCCGCUGGCGUGAAGCCUCUUUGACGGUUCACCGCUUCCAAACUUCGGGCCCCGCAAACGCAACUAUCAUCCCUAGACUUGCAAAGGCAGCACUAUCACUCCGUCUGGUACCCAACCAGGAAGCAGACACUGUUGGUGAUGCGUUGAUCAAGUACUUGCAGUCAGAGUUCAACAAGCUUGGUUCGCACAACCGCAUGACCGUCACAAUCGACCAUCAAGCCGAGCCCUGGCUGGGUGACUUCAACAACCAGAUCUUCCAAACUCUCGACAAGGCAAUCAUGGAUGUCUGGGGUCCCAUCCCAGAAGUGCCCCAGCAUCGCAGAAAAUCCUCGCUCGCAGUCAGCAAGGAGAACGUCCUCAAGGUCACGAUACCAAAGAAGGAAGACAUACAGAACAUGCACGCAUCCAAGCCCUCACCCACAACCUCAACAGUCCUCGCGAACGGUGGACCAAACACUUCUGCACUAUCGGAUAUUACCAACGACAGCAUCAACUUGCCCAUACAGCAACCUUCUACCAAAAAGUCGCGCACAAAGCCUCUGUACAUUAGAGAAGGUGGUUCGAUUCCUGCCAUCCGCUUCCUCGAGAAGGAGUUUGGAGCCCCAGCUGCACACUUUCCUUGUGGACAGGCUUCUGACAGCGCCCAUCUGGACAAUGAGCGUCUUCGCUUGACCAACCUCUACAAGAGUAAGGACAUCUUUAAGCGUGUGUUUAAAGAUUUGCCUAUGAAGUGA